CGUUACACCCCGCCAUUUCCCUGAAUCUAGGACUUCCAAGCUUGCUCGAAAUCGCUCACAAACUCACUGAGUCCAUCUCUCAACUGUCUCAGCGUCCUCCAUGACGUCCACCGGAUAUCGAGAUCGGACGUCGGAGUUCUUAUCCCUGUCAAAAACACUGAAGAAGAUCGGAGCAACUCCACCGCCAAACCAGCACCAGAGCGACGCCGUUUCGUCCCCCUCACAACCGCCGCCGAAUCCGGACCGAUCCGAGUUCAGUAAGAAAGCUUCACGAAUCGGGCUGCGGAUUCACCAAACUUCGCAGAAAAUCGAUAGGCUCGCAAAAUUGGCGAAAAAAUCAUCAAUUUUUGACGAUCAAAGCAAGGAGAUUCAGGAAUUAACAGCCUUGAUUAAAGAUGAAAUCACGGGACUUAAUGUAGCAGUUUCCGAUUUGCAAACGCUUCAAAGUAUUGAGAUUUCUGAUGGAAACUAUUCUCAAGAUAAAAUUGUUCAUUGUAAUGCUGUUUGUGAUGAUCUUAAGAGUAGACUUAUGGGUGCCACAAAACAGUUUCAGGAUGUGCUAACCACUAGAACAAAGAAUAUGAGAGCACACGAAAACCGGAAGCAGAUCUUUUCUACGAAUGUGUCAAGAGAGAACCCUUUAAGGCAACCAACAUCUUCUGUGACAGAGCCACCCCCUUGGACAACCUCACCUUCAUCAGGUGGUAUUCUGCCUUCAUCAGUACCGCCUGCUAAUGGAGUUCAAGUUGGCAACCAACUAAGACGAAGGCUCGCUACAGACAACACUCCGUCCCAUCAAAUGGAAGUGUCCAUGAUACAACAGGUAGUUCCAAGACAUGAAAGUUACUCACAGAAUCGAGCGGUUGCUCUUCAAAGUGUGGAAUCCACAAUUUCGGAAUUGGGUGGGAUCUUCACAAAUCUUGCUACAAUGGUCGCACAGCAAGGGGAACUUGCUAUAAGGAUUGAUGACAAUAUGGAUGACACGCUGGCAAACGUUGAAGGUGCGCAGACUUCUUUGUUGAAGUACUUGAACCAAAUAUCAUCAAACAGGCAGCUUAUGAUCAAGAUAUUCCUUGUUCUGAUAUUCUUUUUGGCAUUAUUCAUCUUCCUGGCUUGACUGUAGUUAAGGUAAAGUGUGGAAACACUGUAAUUUUUGCAUCUGGAAAUACACUCUGAUGCCAUGCCAUAGUCCAACAUUCUGUAGAAUGGUUUCUGUCAAUUGGUUGAGGUAAAAGAUAAAGGGUUUGUAUGCAGUUUUGUGAUACAGUUCUCACAUUGAUUCCUUCUUGAUCUGAAAUGCAUGUUUUUCCAACAAA
Molecule: messenger RNA, 1316 nt
Organism: Ipomoea nil (Japanese morning glory)
Lineage: Eukaryota; Viridiplantae; Streptophyta; Magnoliopsida; Solanales; Convolvulaceae
Product: syntaxin-31
Exons: 6
Coding region: 101-1117 (338 amino acids)
Biological process (GO): intracellular protein transport; vesicle fusion; endoplasmic reticulum to Golgi vesicle-mediated transport
Cellular component (GO): SNARE complex; endomembrane system; Golgi membrane
Molecular function (GO): SNARE binding; SNAP receptor activity
Source: RefSeq, a predicted model, not a curated record